UUUCACCUAGCUUGCCCUGUUGUGAUAGUCCGGUUCAAAAUGUUACCUGCUCUGCCCUUCAGAAAAACUGCAGUAACAUUACUUCUACCGAUUUGAAUGCAUAACUUGCACUGUUCGCUUUCUAGGUUUGGAUGUCCGGACCCCAAACUGGGGAGGCUGAGGAAUGCAUUCAAACACCAUCUUUCUCCCAGGAGUGUCACUUUGUUUUGAACCGGUCUUGUUUUAGAAAUACUACUGCAUUCUGUUCUAAUUUUCCAGAGCCCCCUAAUCUUCUUCCAGGCUCUUAAUGAUGUAGUUGAUAAUAGGAUUGCUGGUAUUAAUUUGGAACAAUAAUGCCAGCUGCUUGCUUGGUGGCUAUUGGCAGAGGGGUGACCUUGCAGGUCAGCUAAGCAGAACUGGAAGUGCUUUGAUCUGAUCUAUACAGAGCUAGAUCUGUCUACCCGAAGACGAGGAGCGAGUGAAUUCUCUCUCCAUGGGAUGCUGAUUCUUCUCCAAAGAGCACGGAGGACAGCAUGGCAGUGGCUUUUGAUGCAAUCCUCGCUCGGAUCAAGGAUGUUUGUAAAAGAAAUGGUUUGCUCAUUCUCUCGGUGUUGUCGGUCACCAUCGGCUGUCUUCUCGGAUUCUUCCUGAGGACGAGACGACUCUCCCAGCAGGAAAUUAGUUAUUUCCAGUUUCCUGGUGAGUUACUGAUGAGGAUGCUGAAAAUGUUGAUUCUCCCACUGGUUGUCUCAAGCUUAAUGUCUGGGCUAGCAGCCCUGGAUGCCAAGACUUCCAGUCGAUUAGGUAUCAUAACUGUCACUUACUACCUGUGGACAACAUUUGUGGCUGUGAUUGUGGGAAUAAUUAUGGUCUCCAUUAUCCAUCCUGGUGGAGCAGCACAGAAGGAGAGCACUGAAGAGGGUGGAAAGCCCAUCAUGAGCUCUGCAGAUGCACUGCUUGACUUAAUCCGGAACAUGUUUCCAGCCAAUCUUGUUGAGGCCACAUUCAAGCAGUAUCGCACCAAGAGUAUUCCCAUCAUUAAAUCUAACAAAGCAUCAUCUGAAAGCACCACUCGUCGCAUUAUAAUAUAUGGAGUCCAGGAUGAGAAUGGAUCCAAUGUCCAGAAUUUUGCCUUGGAUAUCACUCCCCCCCCUGAAGUGAUUUACAAAUCAGAACCAGGCACUAGUGAUGGCAUGAAUGUGCUAGGGAUUGUGAUAUUCUCUGCCACAAUGGGUAUAAUGUUGGGAAGAAUGGGGAACAGUGGCGUUCCUUUGGUCAGCUUUUGCCAGUGUUUAAACGAAUCGGUCAUGAAGAUCGUGGCAGUUGCUGUUUGGUAUUUUCCAUUUGGAAUUGUGUUCCUAAUUGCUGGUAAAAUCUUAGAAAUGGAUGACCCUUCAGCUAUUGGGAAGAAACUGGGUUUCUACGCCAUUACAGUGGUUUGCGGCCUGGUGGUGCAUGGGCUGUUUAUUCUGCCAAUGAUGUACUUCUUUAUCACCAAGAAGAAUCCCAUUGUCUUCAUCAGAGGGAUUCUUCAAGCCUUGCUCAUUGCUCUGGCCACAUCUUCCAGCUCUGCCACACUGCCUAUCACUUUCAAGUGCUUGUUGGAGAAUAACCAUGUGGACCGGAGGAUUGCGAGGUUUGUGCUGCCUGUGGGAGCCACCAUCAAUAUGGAUGGGACAGCACUCUACGAGGCGGUUGCUGCCAUCUUCAUUGCGCAAGUAAACAACUAUGAGCUGGACUUUGGGCAGAUUAUUACUAUAAGUAUCACAGCAACAGCUGCCAGCAUAGGUGCUGCAGGUAUCCCGCAAGCUGGCCUGGUGACAAUGGUCAUUGUUCUGACCUCGGUUGGGCUCCCGACAGACGACAUCACGUUGAUUAUUGCCGUUGACUGGGCACUAGACAGGUUUAGGACAAUGAUCAAUGUCCUGGGAGACGCGCUGGCUGCUGGGAUCAUGGCCCACAUCUGCCGGAAGGAAUUUAUCAAGGACGGUGACGAGCUGGAAGAGAGACUCUUUGCCUUGAACAGGAAAAUGUGGAAUUAUCGCCACCCUGCUUGUACUGGAGCUAGGAGACCAGCUGUGAACGUCAGGAAAGGCACACAGCUUGCAAGAGACGUGGGCUUCUUUAGGUGGAAGAUUUUAAUACGGAAAAAUUAACUAAUGGACAACUACUGUUUUAUUCUGCACUCAUUUGACUCCAGUAUAGCAUUUGAGACUCCUUUGGUUUCUUUUUUUUAAAGUUUUUUUUAUUUGACCCUUUUUGAUUUUCUAACCAAAGCCUUUUUUUCUGAAUCUCAGUAAUUAUGAACACUGUAUUUAUGUAGAUUUUUUGCUAUGUGAAAAUGUUUCACCAAAACUGCUAAAGAUACUAAUUUUGUCUAAUAUUUGCUAAAUAAUAGAGUUUGUGCUUAGUUUUAGAAAAGCAGUAAGAAAAUCACACUGAUUUCCUGAUCUCAAGGGGUUACGUAUAUUACUAAAUAACACUUCAAGCAGAGGAGAAGCAAAGCAUGCAUUUUUGCAAGAAAGCACAUUAAGGUAAUUCCGAUGGGCAGCCUUCAGAGAUAGGCAUUCAAGUGUGAUACAUAACACAAAGAAUUCCUAGGUCACUGCAGAGCACAGUUUGCCUUCCAAGUGCCAGAUUUAUUAACCUUUUUUUAACCUAACUCUUCAGUAGAAUCAAUACCAUGCACAUGCAGUGGCAGAGGCGAUGUGAGCCCUAAUCCAUAAGCACUGGUGCUAAUGUGUCCUCUCCUGUAAUCUGUAGGCUGUUCUACUGUAAAUAUGUAUAAACCCAAAGCUGAAGCUCAUGAACCACAUGCUUCAUCCUAAGGACGGGCUGAACACAAACUGGAACCAGGUGAUGCUGAGUAAUAUUGGGGUUUUGUGAGGAGUUUGCUGUGGAAACUGGCCCGUUAUUUCUCAUAAUUCGGUGGUUGAUCUACAUUGACAGUUACUCCCUUUCCACUAUCUACUGAAUCUUUCAGUUACAAUAGAAUCUGCUGAGUAUGUUUCCAAUGUUUGUGAUGAUAGAGAACAUUUUUAAUAAACCUGCCAUUUAAAAACA
Molecule: messenger RNA, 3042 nt
Organism: Harpia harpyja (harpy eagle)
Lineage: Eukaryota; Metazoa; Chordata; Aves; Accipitriformes; Accipitridae
Gene: SLC1A7
Product: solute carrier family 1 member 7
Exons: 11
Coding region: 513-2135 (540 amino acids)
Biological process (GO): L-glutamate transmembrane transport
Cellular component (GO): plasma membrane
Molecular function (GO): neutral L-amino acid transmembrane transporter activity; L-glutamate transmembrane transporter activity; glutamate:sodium symporter activity
Source: RefSeq, a predicted model, not a curated record